AUGCCAUCAACUUCAACUACACAUCAUCCAGCGUUCAUCACAUGGGAUAAGGAUCCUUUCAUAAGGCUUCCUCGACCAGCCAUAUUAGUGGCUAAAAAAAUGAACUCUGCCUCUGGAUCGUCAGGAGGACUUUCGAUCUCAAAUGCCCAUCAAAGCAGUUCUAUAUCUGAGGCUUCUGAAAGAUUAUCUACUUCAACUUCAACCGACCACCAUACUAAUCUUCUCUCUGGACCUUCCGGAGACGGUUUAGUAUCGACAGGUUUGCAGCAAGGAAAUGACGUUACCUCUGAAUCCCUCAAAGGUCUAAUAUCAUCAAUUUCACAAGGGAGUAACCUUGCCAGACAGGAUAAAAGUGAUGGUGUUGUUUCAACGACUGUAUUGCCAAUCACUUACAGUGAUAGAACCAUCGAUAGGGCUGAUGCUCUGCUCACCACAACUCAGAAACCAGCAUUCAUAACAUCAGAUAAAAAUCCUCUCAUACCGGUGCAUCAACCCACUGCAAUGCCUUCUUCUAUAGAAGAGAGCAACGCUACGCCUAGCAGUUCGAUGGCAUCUGCAACUUCAGUUGUUGAACAGCACAACAUCUCUUCUGCAUCUUCCAAAGGCUCGUUAACUUCAGUCGAUCAUCAGCAUACAAUGUCAUCUGAAUCCAAUUCAGCUCUGGCCAUUGCUGAGAAUCACAGUUCUAGUGGACAUCUUGUUGAAUCUGAGAAUUCGAUAGCUGAAGGAAGCAAAUCCACGCAAGAACCUUCGACAGCUCAAACAGUAUCGUCUGAAGAACAAAAACUCGUUGAUUCUAUUCCAACGACUGCAGUACCGGUCACCACGUCAACUCAGAAGCCAGCUUUUAUAACAUGGGAUAAAGAUCCUUUCAUAAAAUUCACUAGGCCUACUCUAAAAACUUCAACUGAACGGUCCUCUCAAGCAAUGUCAACUUCAAUUUUGCAACAGAUGCAUGUUUCUCACGGUGACUCUGGAAGUUACGCUUCUGCUGAUGAGUCUAGAAGUCAUUCUUCUGCCGGUGACUCUGAAAGCAGAAGUAGUCAUUCCGGAGGUUCUUCAUCUUCUACUGUCCUAGAAAGCAGUUCUUCUUCUGGUUCCUUGCAAGGAUCCUCAGGUUCGGUUGUCCAUGAAAAUAAGCUCACUUCUGGAUCUCGUACGGAAUUCUCAAGCGCACUUGCUCACGAAAACAAUGAAUCCAUUCAACCCCUAGCAACAACUUCGACUCCAGAUAUCCCGCAAGGAACUGUUGAGGUGAUCACACCUACAGCUCUUCCAAACACCGCAGUCAGCACCCAAAGCAGCAUUCCACUCAGUUCGACAAGUCGUCCUCUAUUCAUAACAUGGGAUAAAAAUCCAUUUAUCAGACUCAAAAAACCAAUCCCAUCAUGGAAAAUACACCCAAAUACGUCCGCAUCACUGCUCAAUUCGUUCGCGUUUGGGAUUUCUGAACAGAAAAAUGUUUCGACCAAAAAUCUAACUUCAAUCAGUGGAUCAAAUGUUAUGAGACAAUCAAGCAAUAAUAAAACAUAUGAAACUUUGCAAACAAAUAUGCAAUCAAAGGAAAGAGAAGCCAAAUUAAAUCCAUCGAAUUCUAUGAAUAUUUUUUCGACGUCAUCGGUUUCAGCUCUCAAAACAGGUUAG
Messenger RNA from Anisakis simplex (herring worm), 1644 nucleotides. NCBI's taxonomy places the organism in Eukaryota, Metazoa, Nematoda, Chromadorea, Rhabditida, Anisakidae. The record is from the annotation of a GenBank genome assembly.